AUUUGAAAAAUUUAUCAGAAAAACAAAUAAACUAAAGUAAAGUUUAAUUUUUUCAAAUGUGUGAUAAGAAAAAAGAAAUUAUUGAGCAAUAUGUUGCUAAUGAUAACAUUUGGAAUUCAGAAACAUCAAGUGCUUUUGAGAAAGCAGCAGCCUGGCGGCGUCAGAUUAUUUUGUUGAUAGAUCCAAUUCAUGAAUUGCCGAAAUCUGAAAGUUUUGAGCUGUUGCAACGUCAUUACAAUCGAUUGAAUUCUAAAUGUAUGGAUGAAUAUGAAAAGCAACGUAUAGAAUUAGUAAAAUCUUUGCUGAAGAAAAAUAGCUUACCUCCAACCACUGUACAUAAAAGAGAAAAUUGCAAAUUCGAGGACUUAGAUUUUGAAGAUCCUUGUCAUGGAAAGUACGAAAGUUGCAGAAGUAUCGAAAUAAAUAGCAGUGAUCUGCAGUAUUUAAGAAAAUGUAAUACUCGAGAAGACGAGGAUAUAAUUGACGUUGAUGUGGAAGAAGCGCAACCAAGAAGCAGUAUAAUGAAUUUCUUGCAACCUCGUAAAAACCCUAACCAUUGUAAGGGGGUUAUUGCAAAGAAUAACAGUAAUAGAAACGAAGGCGGUGAGGCAUUAAAUUGUGAUAGUAUGAAUUCUGUCACUCCUAACAUUGAUAAUACAUUCAAAACAGCAAGGGAAAUGCUAAUAUCUAAAAGCGUUCAAAAACAAAAUCCUGGUAUCGAAACUGAGAAUGCGACUAUAAAGGGUAGUGUCAACAAUAACAACAGAAAAGAUGUUCCAGUGUAUUUUAACUAUGGAAUAACGAAAAAAAUGUUGGGUUCUCGUAGAACAAUAAGGUCGGGCUUUGUAUUGCCUGUUGCGAAAGAUAGCAUGUCGAUGAACCCAUCACCACCCCUCAAUAGUUCACCACCAUUAAGCUCAUCACCUGAAGAGGUAGAUGACCGUCUUAUUAAUAUAGAUCCAAAAAUGGUGGAUCUAAUAAAAAAUGAAAUUAUGCACAAAUAUAAACCCAUGAAUUGGGACGAUAUCGCUGGUCUGGAGUAUGUAAAAUCGAUUAUUAAAGAAGCGGUGGUUUACCCUAUUUUACGACCCGAUAUAUUUACUGGCCUUCGACGCCCUCCGCGUGGAAUUCUGCUAUUUGGACCGCCUGGGACAGGAAAGACACUGAUUGGAAAAUGUAUCGCUUCCCAAUCGAAUUCAACGUUUUUUAGUAUAAGUUCGUCUUCUUUAACAUCAAAGUGGGUUGGUGAGAGUGAAAAAAUGGUGCGAGCAUUGUUUGCUGUAGCAGCAGUACAUCAACCCUCGGUAGUUUUUAUCGAUGAAGUUGAUUCUCUUUUAUCUAAACGGUCCGAAAGUGAACAUGACAGCUCCCGUAAAUUAAAAAAUGAAUUUUUGGUACAAUUAGAUGGCGCUGCCACUAGCGAGGAAGAUCGUGUUCUCAUUGUUGGUGCUACUAAUAGGCCACAAGAAUUAGAUGACGCUGCACGCAGACGAUUUGCAAGGCGACUAUACAUUCCACUUCCUGAAAAGAAAGCGCGCAUACAAAUCCUCAAUAACUUGUUGGGUACUGUUAGCAAUGAUCUGAAUGAAAUUAACAUAGAGGAAAUUGGGCAUAAGACUACCGGUUACUCGGGUGCCGACAUGGAUAUUCUUUGUCGCGAAGCAUCUAUGGAACCAUUGCGCUCAAUACCGCCUGAUGAGAUUCCACAUAUAAUAAAAGAUAAGGUGCGCCCUGUAAAUAUCGAUGAUUUUAAAUCAGCUUUACAAACUGUCCGACCUAGUGUAUCAAAAGAUGAUUUGAGUCAGUAUAUAGAAUGGAAUAAGGAAUAUGGUGCAAUGCAACAAAUAAAAUAAAUAUGCCAAACAUAUUAUAUUAUAUAUUUAAAUUAUUUAAAAAGUCUUGAAUAAUUUAAAUGCUCGUCGUUGAUCUUAACAAUGUCAACAAAAUUGAAAAUACAAACAUGUAUGGAAAGGUUCAAUAAAAUAUAUAUUUUGUUAAA
Ceratitis capitata (Mediterranean fruit fly) is the source of this 1999-nucleotide messenger RNA. Its product is annotated as fidgetin-like protein 1. NCBI's taxonomy places the organism in Eukaryota, Metazoa, Arthropoda, Insecta, Diptera, Tephritidae. The transcript has 8 exons. Gene Ontology annotation, molecular function: ATP hydrolysis activity; ATP binding; microtubule severing ATPase activity. The record is from RefSeq and is a predicted model, not a curated record. The coding region runs from base 57 to 1853 and encodes 598 amino acids.